Messenger RNA from Siniperca chuatsi (mandarin fish), 7354 nucleotides. RefSeq names its product nuclear receptor subfamily 6, group A, member 1a (gene nr6a1a). The record is from RefSeq and is a predicted model, not a curated record. Gene Ontology annotation, biological process: regulation of DNA-templated transcription. The transcript is spliced from 11 exons. The coding region runs from base 218 to 1696 and encodes 492 amino acids. Gene Ontology annotation, molecular function: DNA-binding transcription factor activity; zinc ion binding; sequence-specific DNA binding. NCBI's taxonomy places the organism in Eukaryota, Metazoa, Chordata, Actinopteri, Centrarchiformes, Sinipercidae.
GACUAAAUCAUGGGACGGCGGUCCGAGCAUUGAGCCAGCCAGGCAGAGGACAGGGACAAAGCAGUGGCAGCUUGAUUCACUUCAGACUGCACUAUCACCACCAUCAUCACCACUGUCAUCUCACCAUCAUCAUCAUCAUCACUGUCAUCAGUGUACAGGCUUUUCGUGGCGGUGAGAGGCGACAUCGGGCUGACUCGGGAUCAGCCCAUGCAGCAGGAUGGAGAUAGAGAAGAGGACGAAUGGGUUCGACUACCCGGAGAGAAACAACGCCAAGUCCGUUAACGGCUUUUACAGUGACCAUCCACUGGAGCCUGAACAGAACGACAGUAUGGAUACAAUCAAUGAAAGUAAUCUGGAUGAUCCAGCUGACCAGCGUACUUGCCUUAUCUGUGGAGAUCGCGCCACAGGUCUGCACUAUGGCAUCAUCUCCUGUGAGGGCUGCAAGGGCUUCUUCAAGCGCAGCAUCUGCAACAAGCGCGUGUAUCGCUGCAGCCGAGACAAGAACUGCGAAAUGUCACGCAAGCAGCGCAACCGCUGCCAGUACUGCCGCCUGCUCAAGUGUCUGCAAAUGGGGAUGAACCGCAAAGCAAUCAGGGAGGAUGGCAUGCCAGGAGGGAGGAACAAAAGCAUCGGGCCUGUUCAGAUCACAGAGGAGGAGAUAGAGCGGAUCAUGUCGGGGCAGGAGUUCAAGGAGGAUGCCCCGGAGCACACCUGGGGCAACAACGGUGACAGCGACCACAGCUCUCCCAGCAACGGAGCCUCGGAGGGCAAUCAGCCGUCACCCGCCUCCACUCUGUCAUCCAAUCGCUCUGUGGAAAUUAACGGCUACACGGCGGCCCUCAGAGACCAGUACAUCAACACCUCCAUGUCCACACACUACCAGCUCCUGCCUCAUCUGUUCAGCUAUGCCGCCCAGUCUGGCCUGCUGGCCCCCCAGCCCCGCAGCCUCUACCCACAGUCCAACCCACUGGUGCUGCAGCUGGUGGCUGCUGAAGACCUGGCCCCCCUGGCAACCCCUAUGCUCAUAGAAGACGGGUACAAAGUGACACAGGUGGAGCUGUUUGCCCUGCUGUGUCGCCUGGCAGACGAGCUGCUCUUCCGUCAGAUCUCCUGGAUCAAGAAGUUGCCGUUCUUCUGCGAGCUCUCCAUAGAGGACUACACCUGCCUGCUCAGCUCUACCUGGCAGGAGCUCAUCCUACUCUCAUGCCUCACCAUCUACAGCGCCCAGAUCUUUGGAGACCUGGCCAACGUCACCGCCAAGUACACGCCGUCUGACGACGAGCUGCAGGGCUUCAGCGAGGACGGCAUGGAGGUAAUGGAGAGGCUGAUAUAUCUGUUUCGCAAGUUUCACCAAUUGAAGAUCAGUAAUGAGGAGUAUGCCUGUAUGAAAGCCAUCAACUUCCUCAACCAAGAUAUCAGAGGACUGUCCAACAUCUCCCAGCUCGAGCAGCUGAACAAGCGCUACUGGUAUGUGUGUCAGGACUACACUGAAUAUAAGUACCCGCACCAGCCCAAACGCUUCCCUGAGAUCAUGAUGUGUCUCCCGGAGAUCCGCUGCAUCGCAGGGAAGCUGGUGAAUGUUCCUCUGGAGCAGCUCCCCCUCUUGUUCAAAGCAGUCUUGCACUCCUGCAAAUCCAGCCUGACCAGCUACAGGACCGGCCUGUCGCCCUGCGUGACCACCUCCUCUGGAAACUAGACCCAACCCCCGAGUCAAGGGACUGGUCUCCCCCCUUGUGAAUGUGACAAGCAGCUAGUUUGUUUUUUGUAACUUUUUUCUUUAUAUAUUUAUUACACGACAGAGCUGAAUGUAUGCUGAUUUACACUGUGCACAUGCUUCUGUACAAAACAAAUGCUCGUAGAUGCAUUGGUCUUUGGAGUUUACAAGUGUGUAUCCAGUUUGCUCAAUGUGUCAGUGUUGCUAUUGUUAGAGCUAGACUUUAAAAGAGUUUAUUUUAUUCAGACGGGGGCGGAUAGACACAUGUGACGAGUGUUUUGAGACUACCUCAGGAAGAUGUUGUUGCUAUUUUCAGGUACCUUUUCUUGCUGUUAAAUGAAGAGUUGCCCAGUCUAAAACCAAAUCCCUGUGGAUGCUUUGGCACCUCAAUCAGAGACUGAAUGUUCAAAGCAGCUGCAUAAAUGAAAGAUUGAAAAACAGUGUUUUAUUACACUGAAAAUGCAAAAUGAAUUAGCAAAAUUGAGCUACUUUAUCUGCAUGGACUCUCAGACGUCCUGCUUAUGGGAGGCGGUCUUGUCAAUUUAACAUUCCAUGAGUUAAGGUGACAGUUGUUGGAUCUGUGGGAUCUUCAUUGAAAAAGGAGCAUACGGGUAUUUUUUACAAUCAUAGACUGGGGAUUUAAGGCUUUAUUGCAGGGGAAGGGGAGGAUAGCUAGGUUUGCUGUUUUAGUUUUAAUGUUUUUCUUUUGUUUUCCUUGACCAAAGUGUUAUGCAAUGCUUUUUUCAAACACCCAUUGAUGGGGAAGGAGCUGAUAGCUCCACCAAAAAAAAAAAAAAGAAGAUUUCUUAUCAAUGAAGGGCCAGGAUAAGAAAUUAAUCAAUCUGUGUCAGAGGGGAGAACCCUCUGCUGGACAGACAAGUAUGUUGCCGGAUUUCAUUCUAAAUGCUGCUAAACUUGCACACAUGCUUGCGCACACAUGUAUGCAUAGAGCAGAUGUGAUUCCCAGUCUUUGUUUUUCCCUCUGCCUCUCGUCAGAUGGCUCGUUUUUUGGGCUCUGCUGCCUUCAGUGCCAGGAACUUGAUGCAUUGUAGCCUGCUCUCAACACACUAUCACCUAAAUUUAAGGUCCACGGUACUGGCUAUGUUUGGUUAAAGGGGUAGUCUGUGAAAUCUUGCGCUCCUUAAUUUAUUCAGAACAAACCAAAAACCAGAAACACAAUGCUUGGUGUUUUGAACAGUGAGAGAUCUUCAUGGGUCAAAAAAAUGUAUACGUGACCUACUAGAACCAAAAUGGAACAACUACUGGAUCCAAGUCAGAACAGGAGCCGAGUCAAUAAAAAGUGCUUAACACUCAGUGUUUGCUGCCUCCACUUCAUUUGAAGCCAGUGUAGAGCGCUAGCCUGUGUGUAGCCUGUGUGAAGCUUAUUCAGCUUCAAACCAGUUGGGAAAACCCCCGGUUGACAACCAACUGGUCCAUUCUAAAGUUCCACUGGCCAGUUCAUGUCAGUUUUAGAGUAACUUACGCUGUUUUUAGGUCUUGUCAGGUCCAAUCAAAAUUUUGCACAGACCCAAGACCAGCAGCAGUUUAAGUUGGACCUGAUCCAGAUCCAAGGGGCACUCGAAAGUGUGGACCCGAGACAUGGUUCAGGUGUGGUCCUCAGGGUUUUAAUGGGUAAGGUUGGCCCACAGACCAACAAAUCAAUAAGAACUGGCUGAGACAAAGUUUGCAGAUUAUCACUUUAACCUGGCUAGGAGUGGAUUCAGUGUGAUUGAUCCGGGCCAUGUCUCAAUGAAUCCAGACUAGGUUUAGGUGAGACUUUAGGUGACUUACCUCUGGCUUGCAUACCCUCUGUGACAGAUAUGCACAUUGUUUAAAAAAGCCAUAGAAAAUGGUCUUUAUUUUUGAAGUAGGAGAUGAUCAUUUCAAACGGCUUGAAGUGUCUUCUUGGAAUCCUCAAGGUUUUAGCUGUUUCAUGAUGUACGAACAAUUUGAAAUGCAGACAAAAUGCAGUCCUCGCAACGACUCUCUUUUUUGCACACGACGGUGAGGUUCGGAGACCUUGACCCUUGACCUCGGCCACUGCCCACCCAGUGUGUUCCUCUCUCUCAGGUCCCUGCUGACCUGGAUCUUAACAGGGUAAAGUGAGUGUUAUGUAUUGCAUUCAGGAGUUCCUCAGUGACCAUGCUGAUGUACUUGUAGUAUUAGUUGACAUAGGUUCUAGGACAUUGUAGGUCCUUUGUAGGAAAGUGUUUUUCUUUUCCACUUUAUUUCCCUCAAGGUCCCCCCCCCCCUCAUUCAGUGAAAGUGGAUGUAGUUUUAAGGUGAGGCAUGCAGGGUGGACUUUUCUCUUGGCAUUGGUGAUGGAUGGAGGGAGAGGCGGUGGCAUCUUCAGAAUGUUGCAGCUUCUCUCUCCUGUUUACAUCCACCUCUCUGUGUGCAGCCUUAACAACAACACAAGUCCAAUGCAGUGUUCUCUUUCAAAUGUUUCAGUUAGCCUCUUUUCAUCUUUUGAUUUUUAUACAUUUUCAUGUACCUUUGUAGUUAUUGUGAAUGUUUUGGGUUUUUCUUGUUUUCACACAUUCAUUGUCCCCCCCCACCUCCCUUUUUUUGGAGUGAAGACAACCCCUAUCAUUUUCUAAACUUUGAUUGAAUUCUUGACUUUAUUUGUUGACAUAAGAUUUUUAAUAACUCUCCCUUGUCCACAGUGGUUUAUGAAAAAAGGUAUUACUCAGGUGAUAUCAGCCAUGUUUUACAUGGACAAUACUGACGCCUUUUAAGUAUUAUUUGAAUCAUUUUACAAUGCAAAUGUAAUAUUUUGGAGCCAUCUGUGGUUCAAAACUCAGAUUCUCAGAUUCUCAGAGCAGCUAAGUGCAUCAUUCAUCACACAGGCUUCUGAGGUUAAAGGGUAAUUUCACCUAAAUUACAAAAAACAUACAAUAUUUUCUCACUUACCUCUAGAGUUAUCUAGCCAUUCAGAUAAUUUUGGUUUUAUUUGUCCAGGUUUUAAGAUAUCUGUCCCUCGAAAUCAAGGGAGGUGAAUGGAUUUUAGUUUGUGGUGUCCACAUUAUCCAAAAUGACAUUAAAUAAAAGUCAAAAUCUAUGUGUCUUUCCAGAAAAAAAGUGUCCUGGUUAUUUUCUAUAGCCCUCACUGUGACUGUGUUCUCACUGGAACUACUUUCCACCAAACAAAUAGUCCCUAUCAAAACUGUCCAUAACGUGUUCUGCGCACUAUUUCGAGUAACACUGUUUCUGUAAAAAAUGUUAAAUGUAAUUUGUUAAUACUGUGAGCACCAUCAUUAUGAAACCAUAAUUGCAUGCAUGACUAGAUACAACUAGAGGUAAGUGAGAAAAUGUUUUUAUUUUUAUUUUGGUGAACUGACCCUUUAAACCACAUAAUCUCAGGGAUAUGUACUUUUAUGUAAGAAGUCUGAGUGAUGUGAUGUAGCAUUAAAAGACAAAUCCCCCUAAAAUGAUUUACCUCUGCUGAGAUACAGCUACAAUUGAGUUUCAUAGUAAAUUUUUCUAAAAAGAAAGUAUAUCUAAAUAAAUAGCUGUCAUAUGUUAGUGUCAGAAGGUAAAUAGCUGCCAUUUGCACUGAUGUUUAAAAAUCCCACAUAUCUGUACAGAAACAGUCUGGGAAAUGUAGGAUACUUCUAACCGUAGCAGAAGUAGAAGAGAAAGGUUCAGGGUGACCAACAACAAAGUCACUUCAGCUCAAAGUAUCUCCAGGAAUGCACCGAACAUCACAGACUGCUGAGAUCUGACAGUGGAAGAGGAUCUGAAGGGGGAUUUUUCCUUUAAUGUAGCAGCAAAUAAUAUCAAUACCGGCCUCUGCUCAUCAACAUAAAAUAAAAACUCACCACGGCUACCUUACUGCCACCUCUCUGACUUCCUAACUGUCCUAACAUAUUGUGAUACACAAGUGUUCUUUUUAUUUUCUGUAUUUGUAUUUUUUUUUUUUUUGCAGACAAGGGAUAUGUCAUUUGCAAUUUCUGUACUGAAACUACCUCUUUAUUUGUCAUCAUGUUGCUAACUUUCAAAUAGGUGAUUUUGUUGUCUUAUUUAUUGGUUUCAUUGCACCAAUGUUCUGUUAUUUUGUGUCUCUUAUCUCACUCAGUGACCUCUCAGAUUUAUAUCAAGCGCUGAUACCUGUUUUCUUCUUCUUCUUUUUAAUGCAUAAACAUGUUACCUCAUAAUCCUCUCUACCUCAGACUUGCCUGCUGUCAGCAGCUUUUAUUUUCUCUGACCUCUGGCUGUAUAGUAUGUUACACACCAAACACCCUGAAUCUCUCUUUUCAGGGAUCCUCUUCCUCCAUUUUUUAUUUUUUUUUGGAUUCCUUUCAUGUUAAAUUAGCGUCAUCUUUUAUUUCACUUCUGCCCUGUUAUCGUGAAUCCAAUACCAAAGAUGAAAGAAUGUCAAUGACAGCGUAAUGUGAAUGUCAGUGUACUGAUUAAGCAUUCACGUGAUGCAUUCUUGCUGCAGUUAACUAGUGCUUUAUUUUCCUGUGUUGACCUUUUUGGAAUAUGUCUUGUUAUCUUGUGAAUGGUUUGCUGUGUACACUAUAUUCACCGCAUCAUGAUAUGGCAGUGUGUGUUUUUUCUCAUUGUGCGCCAUGAUUGUUGUUCAUUGGUAAGGCUGUUCAAGGUAACAUGAAAUGAUAACAAUGGAACUGCUAUCAUAUCUGACACUGUCAAUGCAGCUUGUGAUCGAUUAUCAAUCGGAGAACGUAAUUGUGGUCAAACUGACAUCUCUUUGUGUUUACAUGCUUUCGCUCACUCAUGUGACCCUGACGCUGUGGCACGCGACCACAGACAGACUACUGCAGUGUUAUCACUGGGGUUGGACUCAUGGCUUUUGAUUAGAAGCUGCCAGCCUUACUUAUGACGCUCAACAAUAGGGGAAAUCUUAGAAACAGUUCUGCCUUUAAACUUACAUCCUGGGUCUUGAUGAUGAUACAUUUUACUCAAUGUGACUUAAUUGCAGAGAUCUGGGCCACAGUCCACAGUUAAACCAACUUAUUUGGAAGUAAAAACCAGAGCUAACAUUAGUAAUUACCCCAAAUGUUAACUUUAAACAUCCAUUAAAUCCUGCAGAAAUAGUUUGUGAUUGAACUUUGACCUGCUGUGCUUUCUGUAGAUGUGCACAUGUGCAUCCACAAAGCAGUGGAUGGUUAUAACAGACAUUUCAGGGCCUUUCACUUUCAUUUUUUUUCUACAGAUUUAUUUAAAAUCUCGUCAUCUGACUGCUCAUGUUGCUUGUCUUGGACUCCUGUUGUAAUUGUCUACAGGUGUCACCAAUUCCCCAGAUCUUAGAAAGUGUCAUCACAACCAUUGUGGAAUAAUUGGACCAGCUGUCGAGCUUUAAGUUGGCUGAUGAGCGGCGACGCCCUCACCGCUGUUAGAACUCUGUUGUACAGGAGCACAAGAUGAGAAGAGUUUGGGGGGGAAGUAAAAGAGUAGAAAAAUCUUGACAUAUCUCAGGGAAGAAAUAGAUUUACACACUGUCAUCACCUGUGAACAGACAAUUGAAACGCCUUUAUGUUUUUUCUCUUCAGAAAUCUCUUGUCUGCUCUUGUUAUUUUAACUACCUGUGAAGAAUGUGAUCCAUUACGUGUUAAAAGCAUGUUUAGAAUGUGUUAGGACUUGAAACCAAAUAAAUGUGAACGUUAUGCAAGUGUA